CAAAUCCACACCAAAUACAUAGCACACAUUCCAUCGACUAGCCCUUUUAGCCCUUUUAAAAGUCCAUCUUCCACCAUGCUGUUUUCCUGCUAACACCCUCUUGGCGACCUUUGUCGAGCUCAAGCUUGUCCUUGACUUUGUACUAUUUGUCUCUUUUAUAACGACAUGCAUACCCCCUCAUCAUCGACAUCGACAUCACACCCCCGCCCUAUUCUAAAGCACCAACAAACAACUCCGAAUUAUGGUCGUGCCAUUAGGUCUCCAGAACGGCUUCAUGCUGUUCACUUUCCCCCAUCCCCGACCUUGACUCGAACCUAUACGGCAUACCCCCCUUCUACCUAUGACCGCUCUCCCAUUGUUGUGGCACCCAAUACAUGUGCUCUACCUGAGCGCGGGUGCCCUGGACGUACUUAUACCCUGGACGAGGACCGUCCAGUGAGCUCGUCAUCUACUUCAAAACGUUCACAACACGGCAUACAUCUUCAUCCUCGUGCCGUAUUCAAUCAUCAAUCUCAAGUUUCGCCCUCAAAACUGGGCGGUAUUGAUGAUGGGUCGCAAUCCACUCAUUGGUGCAGCUCCCCAACACAACCUUCUUUGAUUCCUGAUCUCUCUUCGGGGUCGGACGAGAGUGAUGGUUCUUCCUCGGAUUCAUUAAACGCUUCUUUAAAACCUGCUCCGUCAAUACCGUGGCCCCCCCGUACUCUAGGGGAUUCCAACGGUUAUAUAAUGACACCAUCAUACGACCAAUACGAUUAUCCUAAUCACAGCCCUAACGUUCACUCAACUCUACCAUUCCUUCCUUAUCCUCCUUCUCCUAGCGACGCGAAUAAAGUCCGCCGUCAGAGACAGAAGGAGCGUCCAUGGGAACGGGAGCGAGGAAGCAAAUAUGGAGCAUAUACCGUGGACAAUGAACCACGCGACAAACCCAAUCACAGGCCCUAUGUGCUAUAUGGAGGCUUUUCAUCAUCCGCUCUUGACGGAUCGGACGAUAGUUGUUUGGGAGGAUUUUGACAACGAGUCACUGUGACUAUACAGUGAGGCGUUUACUUGGAGGUGCAUAACGAUAUUACCGUCGACUUCCGAGAUUCGUACACCGCCUGUUACCCGUAAUAAUGGCGCUUAGAUUUUCCUUGUUGUACUGUAUACUCAAGUAUGCAAAUUGAUAUCUAUUGCAGGA
Suillus fuscotomentosus is the source of this 1177-nucleotide messenger RNA. RefSeq lists its product as uncharacterized. Bases 166 to 1011 code for a protein of 281 amino acids. The record is from RefSeq and is a predicted model, not a curated record. The transcript has a single exon. Lineage: Eukaryota; Fungi; Basidiomycota; Agaricomycetes; Boletales; Suillaceae.